AUGAAAGUCACAGAAAAUAUGGCUGCUACGUUACCUGAUGGUGAUUUUGCAAAUGAGGAUGUACUAGUAAACCAAAAAGGAAAAAAAUCGUCUACUUCGAAGGCGUCAAGAAGCAGUAAAUUCAAGGUAAUAUACAGCAUAUCGUUGGUUUAAAGUUUUUAUUUCAUCAUUCUAAUAUUCAUCUUCGAUUCACAGCUAAACUCGUUAUCUAGUGAGUCUGAUCUGUCUGAAGUGCUUGUUUCACUGUUAUAGGAAACCAAACCCAUCCCAGAAGGAUCUAAAUCAAAUUUUUCAGCAUCAGCUUUAGAGAAGUCGAAAUAUACAGCUGGCAGUGAAAGAAGCUUUCUUUUGCUGGAUGAAAAGGAAAAUCUGCAGGUAUUGAUGUUUACAUGAAUUUUAUUUAGAUUUACUUGGGUGUGAAUGAGGAGGGAAAACUUAGUUGCAUAAUAGAAGAAGAAAAAAAUCUCCUUUCAAAUGUAUAUAUAUUAAAAGGACUUACACUCGCGUAGCUUUUCUAGGAACAGUUUGCUGUACUUUCAAAGAUAACCUAAAAUUAGAUUAUUCGUACGUGUUUAUGACGGGAGGUUAGGAAAAGUCAUCAUGCCUUAAAAGGUUGAGUACAUAAGUCGCGAUCGAGUACUCUUUUGAGACCAGUUUUAACUUGCUGUCUUGGGGAUGUGCCUUUCUAACUUAAAAGAACCGUGUUAGAGUUUUAUAAUAAUUAACAAAUUAAAUAUUAAAUGAGACUAAGUAUGAUCUGGAUUAUGCAAAUCUGGGAGGGUGUUAUCUGUUGAUCUGCUUCUAAUCUUAAGAUCAUACAAAAGCCAAAUCUAAGAAAUAGAAAUAAUAUUUACUUUAAAAACACGCCUACUUUGUUCAAUGUUGAGUUCCCAUCCUCAUUAAUUUGCCCGUUACUCAACAAAUUUAUGAUAUGAAGAGAUGCUUUACUAAUCUAGCACUCACUUAAAUGUACAAAUAGCAGUUGUCAUACACCCAGCUGUAUUUUUGUUGUUGCAAAAUGAGCGAAAUUUUCUGCCAUUUUCUCCAGCUCUACCAAAACGACUGAGCUAGCACAAUCUCUCUCCCACGACUUCCUGGUUACCCUACCUUUUUCUGGCAAUAGCCCACACUAUUGACGUCAUCUUACUGAAUAUCGCAAAUAUCUUCCAAAUUUUGUCAAUUCUUGCUGUGCAGAAUUCAAAAGAACUUUUACCUUAAGAAUAAGAUAUUGAGGACCAAAUUGUUUUGAAGACAAUUUUAGGAAUAGCUAAAUUUGUUUUGCCACCAUUUUGAAAUAAGGUUAUGCACUUCCCUCACUAUGAUAUAUCUCUUUCCCCUCCUACCUACCCUUAGAAGAAGCAAACUAAUGUUUUCCCAAUAUAGCAUUUUUCUCAUUAUCAAGGGAACACCUUCAGAUCAGGACCAAUUCAGAGUCAAUAACACACCCAACUUAGAUGUGAAAUUUGGGACCAAGAAUUAAAAAAGUCCAUUGCCAGUGCUUAAUCCCUGUUCCCUUACAUGUACCUCCUCUCCGACUGCUUGUCCAUGUUUGUGCGCAGUGUACUUAAUAUACUUGAUCAAAGCUUUUUCAAAGAUAGAUUUUGAAUAUUGUACCACCAUUAUGCUCAAGUAUCAUUUAGAUAAUGUCUACAUGCAUGUAUGUUAUCAUUGAGACCCUCUCAGGGAAAAAAUUCCGACAAGCUAUAUGCUCUUGAAACGGUAAUAUAAGGCACAUGAAAUAGCAAGAAACAACAUGAAGAUGGUUGUUUGCAAUGAGGAAAAUUGCAAACACAAUAGUAAAAUAUCAACAGCAACAUGGUCUCCUUUUCAGCAUAUGAAAGGACCACUUUUGAAAUUCAGGCUACGGACAUUUGCAUCCCCUCUAUAAGAAGGCCUCUGAUGAACCAGGUACACUGUAUAUUGAUGUCUUGUAGGUGCAUACUGUGGAUGAGUUCAUAUCAAAGCUUUCAUGUCGUGGAGAAACAAACAUGAAGGUGGUUUCCAUAUUUGGAAACACUGGAGAUGGCAAAUCACACACACUCAACCACACCUUCUUCAACAGUGAAGAAGUCUUUGCAACCUCGUCGUCACAGCUUUCGUGCACAGUUGGUGUUUGGGCUGCUUAUGAUAAUGUCAAUCAUGCCAUCAUCUUAGAUACAGAGGGACUUUUGGGUGUGUCUGCCUCUGGGAACCAAAAUCAGCGAACAAGACUCUUGCUAAAAGUUCUGGCAAUAUCAGACAUUAUCAUCUACAGAACAAGAGCUGAGCGUCUUCAUACAGAUAUGUUUACUUUCCUCGGCGAUGCAUCAGAUGCAUAUCUGAAGCAUUUUACAAAAGAGCUCAAGGAUGCCUCAGAAAGAUGUCACAUGGAUGUUCCUCUGUGCAGUUUGGGUCCGGCAGUCAUAAUAUUUCAUGAGACACAGCAUACCCAUUUGCUUGGAAUGUCACAAAAUGAGACUAGUCUUUCAGGUAAAAAAAGUUAAAUAUAUGUAGAACUUAAACAUCAUAUUUUCUUUCUUGAAAUUUAAUAAAUACAUGAUUAUAAAUAGGGGUGACAAAUAGAAAAUCAUAGGGUGUCGAAGAAGACAAGUCUCCAAGCCUAGUUUUAUCGGUCUCCAUAGAGUCAGAGUCUUGAACAUUUUUUGCUGCAAAGGCUCGAAGUUUAAACAGAGGUCUCAUCUACUCAGACUUCUCUUAAAGUCUCAUGUUUUCUCAUCAGUUGGCAACACUACUUUUUGUACUAAAAUGCCACAUUUUUACUUGAAACUGUUAAUUACAUCGCCCGUUCCAGUCCUUUGUUUUGAAUCAUCUUUUCCUUAUUGCUAACUCAUGGAGAAAUAAAUGACUGAUUAAAAGACUUUUUUUUUUUUCAGAAACAAGAAGCGUUAAGAGCCCAGACGAGAUUUUAAAGGAAAGGUUUGCAGAUGUUGGUCGGGUUCCUUAUGCUUUCAGCUCCAUUAAGUAUUUAGGUACAAGAACCAUAUCACCUCCAACAGACUUCACACAGCUUAUUCAAGCUGUGAAGGAGAGUUUGGCCAACAGCUCUGUGCGCUCAUCCCGCUCACCUGCUGUCAUUUUCAAAGCCUUGAUGGUAAUUGUAUAAUAAUUAUAUGUAUAAUUCUUGUUUUGGUAAGGAAUAUGUAAAAUGUUAUGGCUAGGGUUUUCAAGCCAGACCUGUAAAUGUAACACCUGACACAACAGCCACUAACCUUGGCAAUCCACCAUUAUUAAUAAAGCAGAUUUUCCAUGUCUGACCAACUCUACUUAGUGACCAACAUGCACCUCCUAUUAGCAACCAUUUAUCCAAAACACCAAAAUAAUAUUUUCUCUAUCGCCCUAUAUUUGAAACCUCCAGUAUUAACGACCACCUCUCACAAGUGACACUGCAAGCGCUUUAAGGAUGACAGUUUUAGAAUUUUUUAUUGUUUUCAGCUUCUUCUAAGCAACCACCUGAUACAAUGCUCUGUUGUCUGUGUUCUCUGUAUGUAAUACAGUGUACAUUUCACAGAGUGUGAGAAGAACUUGGAGAAACAAAUCGAUUUACCUAUUUAAAUACAUUUUCUCCAAAAAAUAAAUGUGUCUGGAAAACUAAUUCUCGUUGUACAAGUCACCUGCAGUUUGACUCUCAAAGGGACCACCCCCACCAUAAAAGCAACCAUUUUGGGUGAUCAUUUAAGGAAGGUUUGACUGUAAUAAUUAGCAAGGCAUUGGUCAAUGCUUUUGAGUUCCCUCUCAAUUUCUGUUUUCUUCUAAGCUCCUUAAUGAAAAGUUCAAUGGCAACAUUGAAAGAACGAUACCCAACAUGUUUCCUGAUGCAUACUUCACCUGCCAGGCUGCGUGCCUGUCAUGCAAGUAAGUGGCUCACUAUUAUCCAGUGAAGAUAGCCUGCAUGUGUAAACCCUUUUUCUUUUGGUGCAAUAAAGGAUUUUGAUUUUCCAAGCACUCUUCUUGUUUAGGAUUAAGGGUAGAAUGAGAGAGAACUUUCUUCCAUGAAAUUUGGUCUUUCUAUAAGAAACAUUUAGCAAUGCUUUAGAGAUUGGAGAAUUUCUUCAGGAGUCAAUAAACAAAGUUUGGCGUUUGAAGCUUAGCUGAAAGUUGUUUGGUUUUCUGCUGGCUUAAGAGUUUCAUUUAUAGCUAAGUUGCUUGUGAUCGUCCUGUUUCGGGCAAUAAUCGACUAGUUUGCUUCGAAGAUUUUUCUGAUCUUUCUGAUUUUUGUCACUUGCAAGAAUAAAGUAAUGUCUGCGUCCUUCCCUCGACAAAACGUCCACUCUCCAUUGCAAUUUCCUUCGCUAUUCUUGAGCAGUCUAGAGUCAUUGUCAGUUUUGUUUUGGUGGGCCAAGCUGGGCGAGCGUGUUGCAUUGUGAUUUGCAUUAACCCGCCCCCACUGUCGCCCCCACUCAAAUGACUGACAGAAUAGAAAAACCCAAAAUUCCUUCAAAGUUUGCAAAAGGCGCAGCACAAUACGACAAAUUUUGCAGUAAACAGAAAUGACGAAAUGUUAUUUUUCCCUUGUGAAAAAAAUGCUGUUGACAACCUAUUUGUAAAGGAUAUUAGUUUCGUCGUUUCAACAAAUUUGAGAUUAAAAUCUUUUCAAUUGAUACCGAUAUCUGUUCGGUUGCCAUGGUUUCAGUGCACGAUGUCAAAAGAGUAUGAAUCACGAGCAAGAUGAAUCAGUGGAGCAUGAGUGUGAGGGCAAGUGUCAUUAUCAAGCUCAAUACGACAACAGGAUCUUCACCUGUAGAGUAAGUUACACAUUGUUAAGUUGGUUGAUGUGUAGGUGUAACUAGCAUUACAUUACAUUUACAUUACAUUACAUUUUAUUUUAUUGUGUUUUGAAGUAAGAGUACAAUAACAUGCCCGCGGGUAGCUAAGCUAAUCUAGGCGGGUCAUGUUUACAGAAAAUAAACUAAAUACAGCUAAAAGUAACAAGAGAACUAAAGAAACUAAAAUUGACAACAAUGACUAGAGACUACUGAUAAACUAAUGGUAUUACUAAUAAUAAAUGACAACAGUAAUGACAAGAGACUACUGAUAAACUAAACGAUAUUAAUGAUUACAUAUCAACUAAGAGGAAAAUAAAUUCAGCUUAACUUAAUAAUAGUUAAAUAAAUUCAGCAAGCCUCGCGAGAACGCGUGUUCUCGCGAGACUCGCUUCGCUCGCCCAAAUAGGAGAGCUUGCUCGCAGGCUAAGGUGUAAACAGCAGCAGAAUAGGCGUUUGAUUUUUCAGGCGAGCGAGGGCAAACACGAGGUGGUAGUGGGCGAGCGUAGAGCACCAGACACGUGUGACUUAAGGGGGACACUUCCGUCGGGCGUGUCUUGCACCCCUCGCCCGUUUCGCCUGGCGCUUGUCGUCGCUUUUCUGAAACAUAAGAUGAGAAGCAAAUUGGACGGGGUUUGUGGGUGGUUACGAGUCUAAUAUCUGCAAAGAGAAGUGAGAUCGAUUUAAGAUCUCAGAUGUUCUUCCAUCCGUCCGUUUGGUCAUUUGUUAAUUUAGUCAUUUUCAUUCAUUCAUUUAUUUGUUCAUUUAGAUGUGUUAUGAAAGAGGAAAGCAAGUUGUGGUGAUUCCUAAAAUGUGUUCAUCUAAUGACUCCGGAUGGCUUGGUUUCGCUAAAUAUGCCUGGUCCGGGUAAGAUUGAACCUUUUCUUACCAUAAAUAAUCUCCAUUGAACCUCACUUCUUGAUACUACUAGCUUAGACUCCUCUUACUCAACCUAAUUUUUGACCGUUUACUACCCAACCUUAUUAUUAUUUUGCUAGAUCCGGAUGUCCCUCGUACACAAAAGUGCGUCAGUUUGUAGCGCGUAUAAAUUAAGUGCCUGGCCCACUCAAAUUCAACUGAUGUUAUAGACUGAAGCAUUUAUUUUUUGUAUAUGCUAUAUGAUACUUCAUAGUCAUUAUUCAAAGCGCUCUUGUUUAUUAAAGGUAAUAGCCGGAGACCUUCAGAUUCGAAGACGAAGACGAUUACAAGAAGAAAAUUUGACUUAGAGUUUUUUUUGUUUUUGUUUUUGUUUUUUUUGGCAUUUUCUAAAAAAUGGAUACCCCGGCCCGCAUGUUCUCUUUACUUUUUUGUUCAGAAAAGUUAACACCGUGACGGUGAUUUUAUUGAAGGAGGUUGCACCCUCUCCCGGUCGCAUAAUGUUUUAACUUCUAACAUUACGGAAACAAUUUAUAGCUUGUUCCCGUCACCAUGACAUUCUCGUAAAACCCGUACUAGAAUGAAGGCGGCUAUCGCGUUUUGCCGCAAACUGGUUCACGCGCGCGCACUCAUUAGUAUCGAGAAAAUUCGUUCUCGACUAGUCGUCCUCGUCAUCCCUAAGGUCCCUAUUGUUACAGGAGACGAUUUGCGACGACAAUUUUCUAGGGCAACAUCGUUGCAACAAUGUUGUGACGAAGUGAAACAUUGUCGCAACAAUGUUUGCAACGCUGUGAUGAACUGAAAAUUGUCGUUGCAAAUCACCCCGUGUAACAUUUCCUUAACAGAGUCCAAUACGUUGUUUUGUAGGUACGUCCUCGAGUGUGUUGAAUGUGGUGUCAUAUAUCGCAGCAGACAGCACUGGUUUGGUAAUGAAGACCCAGUUAACACGGUUGUUAGGACCGAGCUCCGCCACGUGUGGCCUGGGGUGAGCCAUCGUUGAAUAAAAUGACUUCUGUAGUAACAAACAAGUAAAGCAAACUUUAGAAAAAAGAAACACGUAGUCGUCGAUCACGGUACGUCCUUUCAAACACAUAGUCGGGGAAAUGGACUGCAAUUAAACCUGGAAAACAGUUAUUGCUUGACAAUUUACAACGUUUACUUGACGAGAGCAAACCUGCCGGCGCAUCAUUUUGCGGAAUGCAUCAGUCAAUUCCAGCUGCGCCCGGCCGCUGACCCCCCGGGCAUUAGCAUUUUUUUUUUUUUGCCUUGGAUGGCAAAUUACCGGGGGGGUGGGGACUCUUGAGCUAUCAAAUCCCCCGGAUUGGGGACAAAAAAAGAGGGCGAAUGCCCCGUCCUCCGUCAACACUGCAACAUUUUUCAUUGAUCGCACAGUCGAAUAGUGCCGUUUUAAGCAUUUUAAUGUGCGAUUUUUUGUUUCAAUUAACGUCUUCCUUUGUAAUAGCGCUAGGAUUCUAAUUAAGACUUCACGCCGCGACGACAUGCACCAGUUUAUAGCUUUAGUAUUGAUGUAAAAUUAUUGACAUUAAGAUCAAUAGAGCGCUGUAAAGUUAUAUAUUAUGAAUAGUUGCAUGGGAAAUGUUUCUCUGUUUAUCGCAUCUUUCUGCCUUUGAAAGAGCAAGAAAAUAGGACAAAAACGUUAAACACGUCUCAAGAUACUUGUCAACAAAGUUAUCACUUGAAUGCAGUGUCGAUCGAUGUGGUUCCCUUUGCCGAUCAAACGCUUAGAUUACCAUUAUCUUGCUAUUAUUUUAGGAGAACGUUUCUCCGCUGGACAGUGGUAAUGCGGCGCGGCGCCUUUUGGAUAACGUCAGUUAUGUGACCGACGCGUUCAGCAGUCUCAGUACUCCAUCAAGUAGAGCGCUGACCAACUGGAUUACGGACCAAGUGGCACCAGACUACUGGAUUCCCAACUCAGAAAUUUCUGUACGUAUCACCUGAAGGACACAUUGUAGCGUGUCCUGUAGUCAUACGACUGUAAAUUGAUGCAGCAGAAGUUGAUUUAGCGGGAAUGUCCGAAUUUGAAAUGGUGUUUGAGACUACAAUUGGCGACAAAAUUUUUGAGACACUGUCUUCCAUUGGGGUAACUUCAGAGAACAAAAUAAUCCACAUCCUUUCCCCUCCCCCUGCCAUCCAUUCAAAGUUGGGGUGUUUGUUGUUUUCUAUAGGUAGGCUCGAACAGCGGCACAACAUUGAAUGAAGGGGAUGGGGGAGGAAAAGCUUUAUUUCGUCCUUUUGAAGUCGGCAAAACGUCAGAAUGAUGGCCCUUUAGAGCAAAGUGUCUCAACUAAUUUUGUUGCCGAUUGCAGCUUACAUUGAGAGUGACAGAAUAUGUAGUUUCAGCGGAGUGAAAGGCAACGAAAAAGUUUUAGUAGUCUGCUUCAGUUUGUGGAACUUACUUGACAUGAUGACGUCUUUGCGAACUUCUUCAAUCGAUUGCAGCAUUCUAUGGGCGUUACUAAAACGCCGAAUUUUCUGUUUAUUUUUCAAAGUGGAGCACAAGGCCUACGGUUUCUAAAUAGACCUUACUUAUUCUUCGGUCGACAAAUCUUUGAGUGUAGAAUGUCGUUUAGAAAGUGGACAGUAAUAAGUAUUUGCAUUCGUGUUUGGAAAUGCAAUUAAAAGGGAAGUUUCUAGUCCAAGUUCUUCCCAGAAAUUCCUCUUGUCGAAACGGCAGACGAUAAAACAGUCACUGUGAUUAAAUAGGAAAUUCGGACUACUACACUGGAUAAACGUGCAUGCAAUGGUAUCAGCUUACAAUGAUUCACCUCCGCAGAAUCCUGCCUUAUAUUGCCACGUCUCCGUGCAACUGUUAAUGUCUGAGAACCGUCAAACAAUAAGGAGGAACUUUUACACGACUGGGGACGCAAGCAUAGAGCGAAAACUUUUGAACGCCGCAAGGAGAAAUCUGUUAACGGGCUAUGCGUUUGACUUGUACUCUCUCAGUUUCAGACUUCAUUUCUUGUUUGUUUGUUUGUUUUUUCUCCUAGGCAUGCCAAGAAUGUCAUCACGUGUUCGCUGACGGGGAGACCAAACACCACUGUCGCGCUUGUGGUGGUGGAGUCUGUGGUGAAUGCUCAACCAAUAAGAAACCUGUCCCAGAGCGAGGCUGGGGUCAGACGCCUGUGCGGGUUUGUGACCGCUGCUUUGGAAAAUCGCCGUCGACAAUUGAGAUGCAGCCCCAACCGUCUUGUAACUUGAGGUAAUAUUUGAGAUACAUCCUUCUUUCAAAGGAGUUUCAGUUGUUUAAAACUCAACAACAACAACAACAAUCUUUAUUGUGCUCUUGAUACAAAAAGUGUUAAGACAUUAAAAGGAAAUAAUUGUGAAAAAAACGAGAGUACAGCCACUCAGAAAUAGCAAGAGCUAAUCGCGCUGAGUGGCUGGGCCAUGCGGAAAAGUAACUAGAUAUCAAAGUUGUUAUAAAUAAACAAAUUCACAAAAAGACACACAAAGAAGAAAUAUAUAAGCUGUGAUAAAUAAGCAAAUACACAAACAAAUAAACAAAGAAGCAUGACGAAAACAACGGAAAAAAAUGAAAAAAACACGACGAAAAGAGGCAAAAAUUAAGAGAUUUCGUCGCUAAAUCACUCUUCAUCUUGCUCGCUGACCGCUGACUCAGGUUUGCGACUCUGGAGUACUUAACAUGUACAUGGGAAAACCGGAAAUACCGGUUGGAAAAUCAAAUGGUUCGUGCAAUUCCGUUUGGGAAGCUUUAAAAAACAUGGUGUAUAGUUUGAGGCAAUAAAAUUUUUUUUAGCCUGUUCAGCUGAUAGCGGAUCGUUCUCCCACGAAGUCAAAUUUUAUUUUAUUUGUGCACGAGAUUUCCACCCAGGUGGUUUGUUUAAGAGGUAAGCAACUUAGGGAACUGUUUUAACAAGGGAAAAAAUGAACGUUUUUGUUGCCUGAUAAGGGUGUUACUGCCCGCAAUACACUACGACACAGGUUCGGUAUCGUGUUCCCACUGGCAACAACUAUAUAUAUUACAACGAUGGCUGAACAACAUUUCUAUAAGAAAAGAGUGUCGUCGUUAUCAAACGUUAUAGCUUGCGAAAGAUGAGAAGAGAUUUUUAAAAAAUCGUAUUUUUUUCUCUUGAUUCAGUGAUUUGUCAGACGCGCUAGACGAGGAAACGCAUCAGGAAUUAGUUUACCCACAAGGAGAUCAGACAUUAUAUUCCGACCAGCCGUUCGGUCCCGUAGCUGCUCGUAAAGUGACUGAGGUCGUCCAAUCAGCAGUGGGGAUUUUAAAAACUGCAAUUGAUUAUCCCAGGGAAUUGAUCACCGACGCAGCUAGACCCGGCUACUGGGUACCAGACUCCGAAAUUUUAGCCUGUAGUUGUUGCAACUCCGAGUUUAAGGAGACUGAUGCGAAACAUCACUGCCGUGCCUGUGGUAUGGGCGUCUGCAGUAAGUGCUCAGAGAGUAGGAGGCCUGUGCCUUCAAAAGGAUGGGAUCACCCUGUCAGGGUCUGUGAUCAGUGUGCUUCGAAAAAGGGACAACUUUAGAUGAACCGUCAUUUUAUUUCAGGAUGACGAUAAGUUGUCCGAUCCAAACAGUUGUUUCCAACCGAGCGUGGAAAGAAACUUCAAGAUCGCUUUACUUUUGAAUUGGUGCUUUUUGUUGAAACGAAAAACUCAACAUCUUUCUCAGCCUAUCAGAUGGAAAGUCAAACACAAGUAUUACU
Messenger RNA from Porites evermanni, 10338 nucleotides. NCBI's taxonomy places the organism in Eukaryota, Metazoa, Cnidaria, Anthozoa, Scleractinia, Poritidae. The record is from the annotation of a GenBank genome assembly.